AUGGCCGCUCCACUUUCCCCAAUUGAUGGCCGAGCGACUAGUCCCCUCCGGGUUAGCGUCGAGGAUGUGCCCGCGGAGGAGUUCUCCUACUACGGCCAUUUCCUUCCCGGUUGCCCAGAGAAGGACGGCUACAGCAUCAUGGAUCACAACAUCAACUUGCUCUGGCCAUCUAAAGCCGGUUCAAUGUUCGGCCUGGGAAUUCUGUUCCGCACCCGGUCGGCAUCGACAAGCCAGACGCGGUCCGCUGGUCUUUACGUCUCGCCCCUCCCCCACCUUUUCCCCCCACUCCUCAUGACGUUCCCCUCACCCCACUCCUCGAUUGAUUUAUACCCCCCAUAA
This is a messenger RNA of Aspergillus neoniger CBS 115656, 339 nucleotides long. RefSeq lists its product as uncharacterized. The transcript has a single exon. The record is from RefSeq and is a predicted model, not a curated record. The coding region runs from base 1 to 339 and encodes 112 amino acids. NCBI's taxonomy places the organism in Eukaryota, Fungi, Ascomycota, Eurotiomycetes, Eurotiales, Aspergillaceae.